Messenger RNA from Rattus norvegicus (Norway rat), 4384 nucleotides. The record is from RefSeq and is a predicted model, not a curated record. Lineage: Eukaryota; Metazoa; Chordata; Mammalia; Rodentia; Muridae.
CGGCGGCGCGGAGCGUGUCGGGAAAGCGGCGGGCUGGUGCGAUCCUUGGCGGCGGCGGCGGCGGCGGCGGCAGCUGCGAUAGCGGGAGCCAUGGUGGGUGGCGAGGCCACCUCCGCGGUGGAGAAGCUAGUUUCCGGCGUGCGGCAGGCUGCCGACUUCGCCGAGCAGUUCCGUUCCUACUCGGAGAGCGAGAAGCAAUGGAAAGCGCGCAUGGAGUUUAUCCUGCGCCACCUGCCUGACUACCGAGACCCACCGGACGGCGGCGGUCGCCUGGACCAGCUACUGUCCUUAUCCAUGGUCUGGGCCAACCACCUCUUCCUGGGUUGCAGUUACAAUAAAGACCUUCUGGACAAGGUGAUGGAAAUGGCUGAUGGGAUUGAAGUGGAAGACCUGCCACAGUUUACAAGCAGAAGCGAACUAAUGAAAAAGGUGAGAAGCGUUUGCAAGUGUAGAGACAAAGCCCCCAGCUUACCCUGUAUCGGGUUGGUUCAAACAUUCUUUUUUUUUUUUUUUUUCUUUUUUUUUUCGGAGCUGAGAACCGAACCCAGGGCCUUGCGCUUCCUAGGUAAGCGCUCUACCACUGAGCUAAAUCCCCAGCCCUGGUUCAAACAUUCUUGUUUCCUGCCCCACAGUCUUAAGUCCUUCGUCAUUUCUUCACAGCUUGUAGGAACCUUUUCAUUAACUAGAUAACAAGUCAGCGUGAUAAAUUAUGCAUUGUCUGUGGAGUAACACAUAGGCUCGAUCUCUUCGGUUUGUCUGCAACUCUCCUUUUCUCUUGGUGCCAGGGAUUGAACCGUGCUCCUUAUGCUGGAAAGACUAGGAAUCUGUACAGGGGGUCCUAAAAACAAACUAAAAACAUUUUCCAGCUAUACUGCUCCUGAAGGACUGAAUGGACAUCACAGACAUUUUACACAGUCGUGUUUAUUACUGCCCUAUUCAUAGUAACCAGCCUCGGUACCCAGUAGAUGAUGAAAAUGCAGUUCAUAUACACAAAGAAAUGUUGUGCAAAGAAAGAUGAAACUGAACGUUCACAGGAAAUGGACCAAAAUGGAGAUCAUUACAUCGAACAGAAAAGGCUAGAAUGAAGAAAAUCAAACUCCAUGUUUUCUUUCCCAGGUGAAGUGUAGGGUGUGUGUAUUAUUUGUGCAUUAACGAGAGUUGAGCCUAGAGCCUUGGAUGUCCCAAGCACGUGCUCUCCCCUGAGCUUCGUAUCCAGUUUUUCUUUCCCUUUUUCACACAGUGUCUUACCCAGGCUUCACCUUGACCUUUAGCCUGCAGGCCCUGCAAUGGAAGUCCUGCCCCUGCUUCCUGGUGGCCUCGAUGACAGAUCUCUGUCUCUAGGCACAGUGGUUUUGCUUUUUCAUUUAUUUAAUUAGGUUUUGUUUUGUUUUUCGUUCUUUUUUCCUCCUGAGUUCUGGGAUUAUAGGAAUAAACCCCCAGACUUGGCUUGUUGUGCUUAUUUGAAAAAGGAAAAUUCUUGAUGAGGCUGUUAAAGUUAGAGGUACUACACUUUAGAGCAGUUCAUACACCGUAUCUCUGCCUUAGCAGGUCAGGGCUGGACCAGACCUGUAUGGACUAACUGAUAAGGAAUGUCCAGACUCCACAGCUGAGGUCUGGCCUUCAGGACUUAGUCUUAUGGCUGUGGCCUUGUCCACAGUGAGCUUUGCCCUAGAGUCUUAUGUCUGGAUCCUGGGUCCCUGGGGCCAGGGAGAGGCAGAGGAAACGUUGGAGAAUGAGGCCGUGAGUCUUGGCUACACCCCACCCCCACCACCACAUGUUUUUUUCUCACAUCUGUCCCUGUCUCUUUAGGCAGCAGGAUUGCUCGUUUCCUAAAGUUCAUUUGAUAUCUAUCCAGCCUUUUAUAUAAAAUUUCAAGUUCUUUAUUUGGGUAGAGUAUAAGAUUUACUAUUGAGCAUGAUUCAGGAGAUAGUGUAGCCAUGUAGAAGCCAAGAGUGUAGGGCCAGCUCUGACACCACAGACAGAGAGCACCCACUUCUCAGCCACCAAGUCUUCAAGUUUACUUACAUUAAACUUGGUGAUCCCCACAUCUGUAGGCCAUGGCUUUUGGGCAGCCAGUGAACUUCAGCUUGAUCUUAUGCAAGGCGUCAUCACAUGCUUCUUAGCUUUGCACAGAUGUACGUGAUGACCUAGCCAGUGUGAACCCAGGCCACCCUGUCCUGGAGUUUCCCAGAGUCAUCUCAAAUAUCUGUCUGGAGCCUGGAAGCCGUAACAUGGAACAACAGGACAGUGUCUGAUUGAUAAGGGUGAUAUGGAAAGGGUGGAGCUAUGCUCUUAGGGAAGCCAUACUUGCUCAAAUGUACUUGACACCAAUAUUCCAGGGCUUUGAAAGAACCAGCGUGUGGAAACAAAGUAGGAAUUCUCCUACUUUUGUCUUCUGUUUUCUGUCUUCUGAUCUUGGGCCAGUGAGGUGAGAUGGCUCAGCCAGAUGCAGGUGUUUGCUGGCAAACUUUAAGACCUGAGAUCAAGCCUUGGAACCCAUGGUGGAAAGAGAGAAUCAAUUCCUGAAAGUUGUCUGCUAACCUCCACACGUGCUGUGGCCUGCUCACAUAUAUGAGCACAUGCAGAGUGAUAAAUAACAGUGUAAACAACAGGGAUUCUUCCAGGAGGCUGGAAUGUGUUUCGGUGACAGUGCUAACCCGGGUCUGGUUACCCUAGAACCCUGGCCCUAGUACCCGCAACAAAACUAACUCCUGAACAAAAGCUGCCAAUGAGGACAAGUCAUCCACACAACUGACUGCUCUGUGAGUCGGCUGCACAGAUAGCUUGUCCUUCCUUUCACAUCAGGCGAAGCUGAAGAGCACUAGGCCAGAAAGCUAAAGCCUUGUCUUUGUGCCAGCCAGAACUUAUCCUCUAGAGUUGGCGUGUAGUUGGGUUUUCGACUUAGCUGGCACAUGAAAAUGAAUUGCUCAGCACUGUUGGCACCUGGAGAUCAGGCAGUGACGAUGACUUAGACAUAAGCUCUCUAGAGUCAAGUUUUAAAAAUACAUUUCCCUCCCGCAGCUUUUGAGCAGGUGUCUCUCUAUCCAGCCCUUUGUGUUUGGUCUGAGGACUGAGUGUGACAGUGGGAGUCACUGGGAGGACUGAGUGUCAGCAGUUGGGAGGAGUGUGUGCUCUCAUCUGAAAAGGGGAAUUCGGCACAAGCACGUUGAGCAACCAGCCUUGGUGACCUAAGUGCCACCCAGUGCUCGCCUGCAGCCGGCAGCCUGUAGCCUGCAGCCCAUGUGGCUGCUGCAGGAGCAGUGGCCGAGUCAGCUAACUCAGGAAGGGCGGCACCAUAGCCACCACUGAGUCAGUCAAGAAUAACUGGGUGUGGUGGCCACGCCCUUUGAUCCAAGAAUUCUGGAGACAGAGGCAGAUGGAUUUCUGUGAGUUUGAAUGAGGCUGUUCUACAUAUUUAGUUUCAGAACAGAUAGGGCAACAUAGAGAUUCUCUCUCUCUCAAAAACAAAAGAACAAAAAACAAACAAAAAAACGAAAAAGGAAAAUGAGCAAUGACUGACAAAGAAGCUGUUAUUGUUGAUUCAAAGAAGUCAUUAACGUCAUAAUUUGCUGCUUCUCCUGAGAACAUCUGUAUCCCAUGAGGAAAGACAUCAGCAUGAAAUUGACCACAAGAAGCAGUGAGAACCUGAAGAACAGGUGUGCCCACACGCCACAAGGGCUCUUGUGCGCUUUGAGGCCAUGUUUUCAUGAAAAGACACAACCAGGCAUGGGGGUCCACACCUUUAAUCCCAACAGUCCAGAGGUAGGGGCAGGAAGAUCAGGAGCUCAAAGUCAUCCUUGGCCACCUAGACAGACAGAGACAAGACUGGACUAUGUAGAUCCUGUUGAGAGGGACAGGGGAAAAAAUGGAUCUGACCCUGUGGGCCAGUCUUGUAGUCCAGAGUCAGGGUAGGUGAAUCGACUAACAGUGCCGUGUGGAAAGGGCAGUGGUCUGCGUCUGUCCAUUUGAAACUCUCUUGAGGGGCUGGAGAGGUGGCUCAUUGUGUAAGAGCACAAGUUGCUCUUCCAGAGGAUCCCGGUUCAAUACCCAGCACCCACAUGGUGGCUUACAAUCUAUAAUCCUAAUCCUGGGGUAUCUAACUCCCUUUCCUGGGACCUCCUUAGGUACCAGGCAUACAUGGUGCACAGACAUACAUGCAGACAGAACACCUAUGUACAUGAGUGUUAUGUAUAGUUUGUGUUAUCCCACUUUAAGCUCUGGGCAGACAGUGCUACCAGCCCCGCCCAGGUUCGGUUGGAUCGGUGGAUGAGAAACACACAUACACAUUAGUUUAUUUUUAAAUUGCUUUAACUCAAUAGCUGGGAUCUUCUAAGCCUUCCUGGGCUAUCACAAAUACCCUUCUUUUUACUCCCAGCUCAGCACC